ACGCUGGAAGAAAAAAAAAAUCCAGCCACCAAACUGCACCAUGCGCCAACCCCGAGAGCGACUGGAAUAAUCACCGGGAAGCUGCUUGAACUCUUACUACAUUGAAUUACGACAACGCCCGCCUGUCCCGGAGCUCCCACCGUAUGUUUUCACUUCGUCUAGUAACUUUCAUGGAGAACCGUGGCCGCCGCUCCUCGCCUGUAAUGACGCCUCUUAACCACACAGAUGGACUAAGAAGUCAGGCAAAAACGGAGGUGUAAAUUGGACACAGGAACCCUAUUGUCUUGUGUCCCACUGAAGCUGCAUUUUCGAUGUGGGCGUUUACGGAAUACAGUGUUUUAAGUGAAGUUGAAUGAUGGCAUCACGUUGGACUAAAUCUUGUGACGAUGAUGACAGAUGUACAAGAUCUUCUUUCUGUGAGAAUGAUUGCCCAGAGUGGAGAGGUGUGGCAGAUUCUCCGACAAUGCAAAACCCCACAGAGGAGGAGGUAUUCUCAUGGCCGAGACCCAAAACUGUGCUUUUACGUCGCACCUCCCAGGGCUUCGGCUUCACGCUACGCCACUUCAUUGUGUACCCACCAGAGUCGACCAUGCACUGCUUCCCGGAGGAAGUUUAUGGCAGAGGGAGACCACUAAACAGGCUUGAUCCAAUGGACACCAUAUUUGUAAAGCAGGUCAAAGAAGGUAGUCCUGCUCAUGGAGCCGGGCUUUGCACAGGUGAUCGCAUAGUGAAGGUGAAUGGAGCAAGCAUCAUUGGAAAAGCCUAUUGUGAAGUUAUAUCCUUAAUUCAAGACAGUGGUGACUUUCUUGAACUUUGUGUGAUGCCAAAAGAUGAGGAUAUACUUCAGCUGGCCUACUCACAGGAUGCCUACCUCCGUGGCCAUAGCACCUACAGUGGAAAUGCACGUCACAUUCCUGAACCACCCCCAGUAUGUUAUCCCAGAAUAGACUGUAAGCCUUCGGGCAUGUCCCAGGUGACAGACCCGGCUGGGCCGGUCUGCCGAGGGCCAGCUGCACCUCUUGACCAUGGAUAUCGCAAGGAGAUCACCGUGCCACCGCCUCCUCCUCCUCAAUCUUUUCCAAAAAGCCAGAUGGCAGUUUGCAUACGUAGUGACGGUGUGAGAACUGUGGUGGUGCCUCCGGAUGCAGCCCAUGCAGGGCACAUGGGUCCAGCUCAUAGGAUGGAUUACAUGGACCCUGUCUUUGUCAGGGGAAGGCCUGGGUCAUUGGCUCAGUAUCCUCACCCUCGAAAGGCUGAUGUCUACCCCAAUGUUCCAGGAAUGAUCCCAUAUGGAGCUCAGAUGCCUCACUACCCAGGCAAUCAUCAAAAUAUUGACUGGCGCACUUACCAGACAUACAGGGAGUACAUUGACAACAAAGGAAUUCAUUCCCAUGGUAGUCGGACUAUCCAGGAGAGGCUUGACAGUUUGCGAGCUGCCGGUCAAAUGAAUGCUUCUCAUCACAUUCCCCGGGCAGACUGGGGUCCUAAGGGGAUAAGACGGAGAAGUACCUCCCAUGAACGGUCAUACCAGGGACCUCCACCCCACUUUCAGAUUGCCCCACGCAGUGCCUCGCAGGAUCGCAUGAGCGGUGCAGAGAGGAUAAGCAGGAACUGGCCCCCGAGAAGUGUAUCCCAAGAUGGCAUUGUACACAAAGCCCGGGCACACUCCACAGACUAUCUUGAACCUGCUGAGCUAGUUCGAGUCAGUGAGAGGAGAGGAGGAUAUGUACAGGCAGACCAAGGUACAAGGCCCAGCAGACAGUCUAUACCUAGGCAAGCCAUGCUUUUCAGGCCUAAUGUUGGAUACAGUGGUGGCAUGAGGGGAGCACCCAAUCCUUCUCUUUACUCUAAAGGACCAGACUCCCUUCAGACUCGCUCCUCACCCAUGCUUUCAGACAGACCUUUACAUUUUUCAAAAAGCACAAGUACUGAUCAUUCUUUUGCUGACCAAAGAGUUUCAGGCAAAGGAAACCAUUCAGGCCACACAACUCGCCAACGUCAGGGCAGGAUACAGGCGGACUCAUUGCAGCCCAUUGACGCAGGCAGAGAUGCCGCACUGGUGGGAAACAGGUCAUCUUCAUGCUCCACCCCAAAACAGGUGCCACAGAGACCUAGCAUCCUCAAACCACCACACCCAAACACCCAGAGUCAGGUCAAUGGGCGAAGCCCAACAGAGACAGGGGUGGUUCUGAGGGAGAAACCUUCUGCUGGAAAGAACCCCAGUCCUCUGCGUCACCCUUCCUACAUCCUGGCUGUAAAUGAUGACGGCACAGAUUCCACAGGAGAAGUGGUGGCAUGCUGGCUUCCUAAUGAUGCACGGCGAGAAAUGCACAUACGUCGCCUUGUGGAACAAUGUCACACCUCCUGUUCCAGCAACCUGGAUGAGUCCCUGGACUCCAUUCCAUUCAUUGAUGAGCCAGUCAGCCCCAGUGUCGACCGGGAGGCCACUCCUAUUCCACCCUCUGCUGUGAUAUCUGUUGCACCAUCCAUAAUUUCAGGCUCCUCCACCCCAGGCUCACCUUGUCCUACCAUCCGACGUCAGCUGUCACAUGACCAAGAGUCCCUGAGAAGUGCUUUGUUGGAAUCUGAAACAGCCAGCAAAACAGAGCGAUCUAAAUCCUAUGAUGAGGGUCUAGAUAACUACCAAGAGGAGGGAAGAGGGAGAUCCCCCAGUAAACACAUGCCGAGUUUUAAGGGCUUGAGAAAGGCCCUGGAUGGACAUAAAUCCUCGGGAGAUUCUGGUUCUCGAAGGGAUUCUUCUUUAGAUGUCUUUGCUGAUUCCUCCAAAGAAGGGCCGCUAAACUUUAGGCAGUUUAGCACCGAUAAAAAUAAGCGCGUCAGUGGCGGAAUGAAGUCAUGGAAGCAGAUGUAUGCUGUUCUACAAGGUCACACACUCACUCUCUACAAAGACAGGAAGGAUGCACUUUCUCAUUCUUCGGCACAAUCUGAGGAGGACCCUGUACGAAUCUGUAUCAAGGCCUGUCUGAUCGACAUCUCCUACAGCGAGACAAGACGAAAGAACGUGCUGCGACUCACCACCUCAGACUGCGAGUACUUGUUCCAGGCGGAAGGGAGGGAUGACAUGCUCACCUGGAUCAGAGUCAUACAGGAAAACAGUAACCCAGAUGAAGAGAAUGCAGCUGUUACAAGCCAGGAAUUGAUCAGUCGGAAGAUCAAAGAAUACAACAUGAUGAGUGCACCCAGCAGCAGGUCUGAACCUUCCCCCAAACCCUCCCGUCAUUCCCUCAGCAUCAAACAAGCCUUCAUGGGAGGUAAAGGGGACGGCAAGAUCUACAGCCCCCACUCACCUAAAACGGGAGAGGAGCGGAGGGGGCUGAAAGAUGAUUCCAGCCCACCGAGGGACAGAGCAGCUUGGAAAAUCGGCAUUCCAGGAAUCAUGAGGAAACCCUUUGAGAAAAAGACACCUGCCGGAGUUACCUUCGGGGUGCGGCUUGAUGACUGUCCACCUGCACUGUCCAACAGAUUUGUCCCUCUGAUAGUGGAGGUUUGCUGCAAUGUGGUGGAGGAGCGAGGUCUGGAGUACACGGGGAUCUACAGGGUUCCAGGGAACAACGCUGCCAUCUCAAGCAUGCAGGAGGAGCUCAACAGCAAAGGCAUGAAUGACAUCGACAUCCAGGAAGAUAAAUGGCGAGACCUUAACGUCAUCAGUAGUUUACUUAAGUCCUUUUUCAGAAAACUUCCAGAACCGCUGUUUACAAAUGAAAAGUAUGCCGAUUUUAUUGAAGCCAACAGAACAGAAGACUCUGUGGAGAGGUUAAAGGAGCUUAAGAGGCUUAUCCAUGAAUUACCUGAUCAUCACUAUGAAACUCUGAACUUCCUCUGUGCUCACCUCAAGAGGGUUUCUGAUAACUGUGAAAAAAACAAGAUGGAGCCUCGUAACCUGGCUAUAGUGUUUGGCCCAACAUUGGUCAGAACGUCAGAGGACAACAUGACCAACAUGGUCAAUCACAUGCCGGACCAGUGCAAAAUAGUUGAGAACCUUAUCCAGCAAUACGACUGGUUCUUCACUGACGACGGCGACGAGGACCCUGUUACCACAACUGAGAAGGAAAGCACAGUGCAGUCUCAGCCUGUGCCCAAUAUCGACCACCUGCUGUCCAACAUUGGACGGACCGCACCAUCACCGGGUGAAGUCUCAGAUUCAGCAUGUAGUGACUCCUCUAAAGGAAAGCAGGGCUUGUGGGGGUCAGGGAAGGAUCAGUGUAGCAAGGAGAUGCUGCGCUCCUCCUUCUUUGCGAGCCGUAAACGCAAGAAGCCCAAGGACAAAGUUAAUCCCAGCAGUUCAGAUGACGACCUGGAUGCUGCCUUCCCAAAGAAGGAGCUCCCAGUGGAAAAUCAGCAGCAGCCUCUGUGGUCCCCAGACAGCCGCACUGAGGAGGAGGAGGAGGAGACGACGGAUGAAACCAGUGAAAAAGAGAAGCUCAGAAACGGAUCAGAGGAACAGCUGGACAAAACUGACAGGAAAGAGUCUCUCUCCAGCAGCCUCAUGUCACAAACGUCUCCCUCCCUGCCUCCAGAACACAUUUCGUCCACCAUUCACACCGGCUCACCCUACACCUCACCCUCGCAUUCCCCCAACCUCAGUUACCGCAUGCCGAUGGCUCACCAGUCCUCUCUGUCAGACCCAGCCUCCAACUACGACGACACAGUGUCCGACCUUGGUACGAUGAACAGCACCAGCUCUCAGGCUUCGGUGCCGAGGGUGAGACGUGGCAAGAUGGUGGCUCUGGGCCCAGAAGCAUGUCCCAGUGGACUGGCAGCAGAAGUUUGCUCCAUCACCUCCGACUACUCCACCACCUCCUCCAUGACGUUCCUAACUGGAGCCGAGCUCAACACCCUCAGUCCUGAAGUGCAGUCUGUGGCUGAAAGCCGAGGUGGAGAUGAUGCAGAUGAUGAGAGAAGCGAGCUCAUCAGUGAGGGAAGGCCAAUGGAGACAGACAGCGAGAGCGACCUGUCUGUGUUUACUGUAGGGAAAAUUGAUCCGAGAGAACUGCAGGAAGCCCCGCGACCUCUCGCCUCCCACAGACUAAUCGAAUGUGAUACACUCUCCAGAAAGAAAGCCCAGCAGAAAACUGACAGCGAGUCGUCCCUCGAGGGGUCAAGAAGCGACAAAGAUUCCAACAGACUGUCUCACGUUAUGGGGUCGGUUAAAGGCCGUUCGACCAGUAGCCUGAGCUCCUCGUCUCGUAAUGAGCUGGAUAAGACUGAGCCCGCAUGGAAGCUGAAGAUCACCGACAGACUGAAGGUUCGCCUGCGAACGUCUGUAGAUGACAUGUUUGGUGUGGGCAGCCAGAGGAGCCGGUCCCCGGAGCGCCGCAGUAAGAAGAAGAACAUCAGACGCAGGCACACCAUGGGCGGUCAGAGGGACUUCGCAGAGCUGUCUGUGUUGGGAGACUGGCCACAGCAGAUUGGCAUUGGUUCGGGCUCUCGGUCGGAGUUGUCCGCUGUGGACAGGCUAAAGCCAAAGUGUAGCUCUCAAGACUUCUCCAUUGGCGACUGGAUCGCCCGAGAACGCCACCGCACCAGCAAUCCCGAGGUCAGCCUGGAUCUCUCUGAACAACAGGGGGCGCUGUGCAGCCCCAACGCCCAAAACCUCAGAUCCUCGUCCUCUUCUGAACUGCCACAUCGCUCAGCUGACGUGGCAAACGGGGAGGUGCCGCAGAGUAAAAAUCUGAGCCUUUCUGCCACCGCUCACCCACAUAAACUCACCAGUUCCCAGGUGGUUCAUUCACGAUUCUAUCAGUACCUGUGACGGGGCGUUAAAGUGUGACUGUGUAUGUUCUUAAUCGUGUACUUAAUUGGGAGUCAGUAUAAUGUCUGUGUGACCAAUGUCAGUGAAUGAGCAUGUUGUGUAAACAUUGUCUGUAAGUGGUAAGUGUGCUUGUGAAAAGAGAAUUACUGUACACAGGGAUUGUUGGCCUUGCUCAUAUAUAAGUUAUGGAACAAAAUAAUCUUUGUAACAUUUUAAUUUCUUGUUUUUUUUUUUUGUUUUGUUUUUUUUAAAUUAAAAAACGACAAAUGACUUUGGGGCGGGUAAGCAGGAGGACUCCCUCCCUCCUAAUAUACUUCCCUGUUAUGCUGAUGAUUGAAAGGACCUGUUACUCAUGAGGAAAAUGAGCCUGAGAAAUAUGUGCAAGGGUGCGUGAACACUCUCUAGUCAAGUGUUUUAAAGGUUUAGUAAGUGGCUUUAAGGAUGAUCUGACUUCUAGGACGAGUAGGCAGUAGUGAAAAAGUACAGAUUUUUAGAAUUGCAGAGCAAAUUAUUUUUGUGUAAAGAAAGUUAUGAUGUUAAAAGUCAGUGAAUCUCUCAGUAACCAAAUGAAGAAUGUAUAGAUAUGCUUGCUGUAAAACUGACUAAAAGCUUUAGAUGCUUGUGUUCACUCUGAAGUGUACAUAUCCCUAUUUUCUGUGUACUUGAAUUGUUUUUGGUACAGUCUGUGUGUAGACUGCUUACAAGCUCUCUGCUGACAAAACGGGGCCUUUUUAAAGGUACGGAGGUGACGAGGAGACACUGGAGUUAUGCAAAUGGUAAAGCAGGUGUCCUUCAUCCCAGCUGUGUGGUUUACAGAGCAGCGAACAACAUCCGCGUGAUGCAAAUGUUACGCUGCGUUUUAAAGUGUUUGUGGUUCACGUGUCUGUCAGUGACUGGCAGCAGGUUGCAAAGAGGAAGAAAAAGAGCACAGGAUUGUGAAAUAGGAAAAAAAGAAAUUCUGUUUUUUUUUUCACAUCAGGAAGUGCCUCACAAUGAAAUGUUAUGGGUGCCAUGAUGUCUUUGUCGAGAACACAAAGAUGUUACUGUUCAUGACGCGUUUAUUGUCGACUGUCAUUCUACAGGUUAUAUAACAAAUGCCGAGCUUCCAUUCCUUAGGCAUUCCACUCUGGUCUUAACAUGUUUUAUACUUUUUUUUUUUGUCCCCCCCCCUCUCUUCUUCCCAUUUUUAAUUUUUUUGAUUUUUAACAGAACUUGAAUUUUAAAUAUUCCUUGUAAAAAAAUAAGUAACUUAAAUGUACAUAUAAAUGCCAUGUUUUAGCUGCUUUACUUGACAUUUCCAUCAGAUUUGCAGGAUUGAGUACAGUAUUGCGAGAUGACGCUCAUGAGGCUUGUGUGUGGGUAAUGUGGGCAGUUACAGUAGGUACAAGAAGGAACAAGACGUCCCUGUCGGAGGAAACACUUCAUUGAGUUGGACCAUUUGUACCAAUGUUGUGUUUCUAACUGUGAGAGGUUGUGUCCUGAAACACUGGAAAUAAAUUUUGUCAAUGGCAAA
Molecule: messenger RNA, 7286 nt
Organism: Solea senegalensis (Senegalese sole)
Lineage: Eukaryota; Metazoa; Chordata; Actinopteri; Pleuronectiformes; Soleidae
Gene: arhgap21b
Product: Rho GTPase activating protein 21b
Exons: 24
Coding region: 353-5773 (1806 amino acids)
Biological process (GO): signal transduction
Molecular function (GO): phospholipid binding; protein binding
Source: RefSeq, a predicted model, not a curated record